UCUCUACACAUACAUAUAUACAGAUAUCUCUCUACACAUACAUAUAUACAGAUAGGAUUAUUGAAAGAUUGAUUGAAUUGGAGAUCUGGUAGAAUAGAAAGAAUGUCAAUUCAGUUCAAAUUUAGGAGCUGUUUAAACUUUGAUUCUGUUGAUGUAGAUGGUAGGCCGUCUAUAUCGUUGUGGGAACUGAGGAAGAAGAUCAUGCGCCACAAAAAGCUCAGCAUUUGUCAGGAAUUUGAUCUCAUUUUCUCAGACGCCCUCUCCGGCAAAGAGUAUAAUGACGACAAUGUACAGAUUGCGAGUGGGUCAAGUGUAAUUGUCAAGAGAGUUCCUGCUGGAACGAUGCCUUCAGCUGCUAAGCCACCAAUUGGUACCAUGAAGGAUUUAGGGCUGAAAGAUGCUGAUCCUGUUAAUCAUGUGGUUGGGCAAGCCAAUGUGUUUGAUGACUUUGGGAAUGACAUUUGUCCAGUGGCUGAGGGAACAUUUCUUGGCAGUGAUAUAGGAUAUGGUAAUAAGAACUGCCGGGACUUUGAAAAAGAGAACCUCUCUGGUCCAAGGGUGGUAAGGUCCAAUUUUCCAGCUGUUCCCGGUAGUGGUUUGCAUGUAGAACUGCAAUGCCCUCUCUGCAAUAAUUUCUUGAAGGAUGCUGUGCUGAUACCUUGCUGCCAGCACAGUUUUUGUGAGAAAUGCAUUCGGCUAGCUCUUCUUGAAAAGGCAAUGUGCCCAAAAUGCCUUUCUAUUAGAUGUAGAGUGGAAGAUCUGCUACCGAAUUUAUCUCUCAGGCAAGCAAUUGAGCAUUUUCUUGAAUCCCAGAUGGUUGUCGCCGAGUCAGAAAAUGCUUUACGCAGAUAUGCUCCAGAUGGUGAAUCUGGAAUUCAUGUGAGGGAUGUUUGUUGUGCUGUAACUGUUGUACAACGGGAACCGGAGAUGCCUCAGUCACCCUCAGCUACUGGAGAAGGAUCCAAUCAAGUUAUGGCAGAAUCUUUAAAUGACUCACUUAUUAGGAAAAAAGCGUUGGCAAGGACAAUGCAACAAAUGGAUGGAGGAAGAGGUCGAUAUGCUAAUCAUUGGAAUUUGCCAAGUGUAACUGAUGAUCCAGAAGAUUGUCAGGGUGAAAGCAAGCCUAUUAAUUGCCUUUAUUCCCUUGUUCAGGAUGAAGCUGAUUCUUCCAUCAAGAAGAAUAAGGACCACUUCUGUGACACAAGAAGUGGGGACAUGAAUUUUGUGCCUGCUGGCAGAGUUAAAAAGGUACAACUUUUGUCAGCACACUUAGUACUGUUUUAUGGUGUUUUCAAGUGGAAUUGUUUGUUAUGA
Molecule: messenger RNA, 1314 nt
Organism: Lycium ferocissimum
Lineage: Eukaryota; Viridiplantae; Streptophyta; Magnoliopsida; Solanales; Solanaceae
Exons: 9
Coding region: 103-1314 (403 amino acids)
Biological process (GO): ubiquitin-dependent protein catabolic process; protein ubiquitination; mRNA processing
Cellular component (GO): nucleus
Molecular function (GO): zinc ion binding; ubiquitin protein ligase activity
Source: RefSeq, a predicted model, not a curated record